GUUCAUAUGCUUUGAUGCUCAAGCUAAGGGAUUCUUUGCUGUAUAUAGACCUUUCAUUGGUUUAGAUACAUGCUUCCUUAAAGGCCUUUUUGGUGGACAACUAAUGCAUGCAAUGGGGAGGGAUGCCAACAACCAAAUGUACCCACUGUGUAUGGCCAUUGUUGAAGCAGAACUAAAGGAUAGUUGGGGUUGGUUUCUAGAGAAUUUGAUACAAAUCAUAGGAAGACCUGAGAAGAGGGGAUGGUGUUUCAUGUCUGACAGGCAGAAGGGUUUGGUUGAAGCAUUUAAAAGAUUGAUGCCUAAUGUGGAGCAUAGAUUUUGUCUAAGGCAUAUGUAUGCCAAUUUCAACAAGACCUACAAAGGAAAAGAGUAUAAAGAUUUGUUCUGGAGAGCAGCUUCUAUUUACAUAAUUCCAGAGUUUAAUGAUAAAAUGGCAGAGAUGUAUAGUGUUGAUAAAAAGGCACAUGAGUGGCUGCUUCAGGAGGAAAAAGAGGUUUGGGCUAGAGCCUACUACCACCCUAGGUCCAAGGUUAACAAAAUGGAUAACAAUAUGAGUGAGGGGUUCAAUACUUGGAUAAAAGAAGCAAGGGAGAUGCUCAUACUCACACUAGUAGAGACAAUUAGGAGACAACUGAUGGUAAGGUAUGUGGAAAGACUUGAAUACAGUAAGAAGUUCAAGGGUAGGUUGUGCCCAAAUAUUAGUAAGUGUGUUGAGAUGAAAAAGGUGAAUGUAAGAACAGUAAAUGUGAUUUACUCAGGAGGGACAUUAUUUAAGGUGACUAGUGUAGACAAAACCUUUGUGGUUGAUAUUGGGGAGCACACUUGCACUUGUAGAAGGUGGGAUCUGACUGGAAUUCCUUACAUUCAUGGAUGUGCAGCCAUCAUAGCUCACAAGGCACAGCCUGAAGAUUAUGUCAAUGAGGCUUACACAACUGAUACAUUUGUUAGGACUUACAGCCAUAUGAUGAAACCAAUACUAGAUAAAAGCUUAUGGCCACAAACUCAGUAUGAUCCAAUAAUGCCUCCACCUUUAAGAGUGCCAAUUGGGAGGCCAAAGAAGGCUAGGAGAAAAGGAGAGGAUGAGCCCAAUAAUCCUUUCAAGACUAGGAAGCAUAGUACUACUACCAUGUGCAGACAAUGUGGGCAAUAUGGGCACAAUGUAAAGACUUAUAAAACACCACAAGGCAGUUGGGUUAAACAUAAGGGCAAGUACUAUGGAAAACAGAAGGCUAGGUUUGAAGGUGGUGUGCCACGCUGGUAAGCCAAAAGAAAGCAGAAGUGGGUCUGUUGGCAGAGGAAGGGGAAGGGGAAGAGG
This is a messenger RNA of Rhododendron vialii, 1315 nucleotides long. RefSeq lists its product as uncharacterized. The coding region runs from base 104 to 1261 and encodes 385 amino acids. The transcript is spliced from 2 exons. The record is from RefSeq and is a predicted model, not a curated record. Lineage: Eukaryota; Viridiplantae; Streptophyta; Magnoliopsida; Ericales; Ericaceae. Gene Ontology annotation, molecular function: zinc ion binding.